AUGGCACGCACCAAGGGAAACACCGACAGCAACACAUUAGCACUUCUGGGUAAGAAAGAAGUGCUCAAACGACGUUUCGGUUUCUGGUCUCUGUUCGGUUUCGCCGUCUGUGAAUUGAUCACCUGGGAGACAGUAUUGGCUCUCUUCAGUCAGGGCUUCAACAAUGGCGGGCCAGCAGGACUCGUGUACGGCUUCAUCAUCGCCUGGUCAUCCACUUUGUCCGUAUACACAGUCAUAUCCGAGCUUGCCUCCAUGGCUCCUAUCGCCGCCGGUCAGUAUUACUGGGUGUACAUGCUGGCUCCCGAGCGGUACAAAGUGUUUUCCAGCUAUAUCGUCGGCUGGCUUACCUCGCUUGCGUGGGUGGCUACCGUCGCCACAGAAACCAUCUUCGCCGGUACAAUGCUCCAAGGUCUGAUAAUUCUUGACCAUGAAAACGACUACAACCCGAAACAAUGGCACGGCACGCUACUAGCAUGGUUGGUCAUUGUUGUUGCCAUCUUCAUUAAUGUUGUCAUCCCAGGAGCCCUGCCGAAAUUCGAGAUCUUUAUCAUCGUUUUCCAUAUUGCGGGCUUCAUCGCCAUCUUAUCGGUGCUAUGGGUAUAUUCUCCUCACAACUCGGCUCAUUUUGUCUUUACCACGGCCUUAAACGAAGGCGGUUGGCCGACGCAAGGUUUGUCGAUCUGCGUAGGAUUUCUCGGCAACGUCGCCACGUUUGUGGGUGCGGAUGCCUCUGUCCACAUGGCGGAGGAAGUCUCGAAUGCUCCGUGGAAUAUACCACGAGCUAUUAUCGGCGCAAUGUUGAUCAACGGCGCGGUAGGCUUCACGAUGAUGUUGACUGUACUGUUCUGCCUUGGUGAUGUGGACUCGGUCUUGGAGACUGCAACAGGCUAUCCUUUUAUCCAGAUAUUCUACAACAGUGUUCAAAACACUGCCGGAGCAACAGCGAUGGGCGCCGUGGUGCUCGCAUUGACCUGGGCAUGCGCCAUCGGUAUCUGCACCACCGCCAGUCGCAUGACUUGGUCGUUCGCUCGCGACAACGGCACGCCCUUCAGCAAAGCCAUCAGCUACGUUUCCAAGCAACGCAAGAUCCCAACUGUUGCAGUUUUGGUUGUGACCGGCAUCGCUGCACUCCUCACGCUGAUCUACAUUGGUUCUUACACGGCUUUCAACGACGUCAUCUCCUUGACCAUCACUGGCUUUUACAGCUCGUACUUCCUCCCUGCCGCGUUCUUGCUCUACAAUCGAGUCAAAGGCCGUAUCCUACCUCACAAGCAAGAGACGCCGGGCCUUCCAAUUGACGACGGCGACACGAGCGAAGACAACAAGGUCGAAGGCCCCGUGGGUAAUGGUGACGGAAUUGCUAGUGCUGUUGGAAAAAAGGAUUCCCCGGAAGACGAGGAUAUGAAGAAACCCGCGUACACCGACGCUGGCUCGACCACUUAUCCUCCUGCCACGGGUGAGGGCUGCCGCCGGAUUUCCGUGGCUCAGGCACCGUUGGUCUGGGGUCCCUUCCACCUUCCAGGCUGGUUUGGCAUCAUCAACAACGCCUACGCUUGCGUGUACAUGAUCUUCGUGAUCUUCUGGAGUGUGUGGCCGCCUGAGACGCCGGUGGAUUAUCAGACGAUGAACUAUUCUGUCGUGGUGACAGGCGGAGUCGUCAUCUUCAGCAUCAUCUGGUAUUACAUUCGGGGUCACAAGGAAUAUAAAGGGCCUGUGGUUGAUGACGAGGUGGCUGCGAUUGUCAUAAGGAGAACAAGUGUGGUCAAUGUCUAA
Molecule: messenger RNA, 1773 nt
Organism: Exophiala xenobiotica
Lineage: Eukaryota; Fungi; Ascomycota; Eurotiomycetes; Chaetothyriales; Herpotrichiellaceae
Exons: 2
Coding region: 1-1773 (590 amino acids)
Biological process (GO): transmembrane transport
Cellular component (GO): membrane
Molecular function (GO): transmembrane transporter activity
Source: RefSeq, a predicted model, not a curated record